Molecule: messenger RNA, 1014 nt
Organism: Glycine soja
Lineage: Eukaryota; Viridiplantae; Streptophyta; Magnoliopsida; Fabales; Fabaceae
Product: receptor-like protein EIX2
Exons: 2
Coding region: 1-1014 (337 amino acids)
Molecular function (GO): protein binding
Source: RefSeq, a predicted model, not a curated record
AUGGAAAAAUUCCAGAGUACCAAAUUGCCAUCUCUGUUAGAGUCUUUGUCAAUUGGAUCAAACUCUUUAGAAGGUGGAAUUCCCAAAUCAUUUGGGGAUGCAUGUGCUUUGCGCUCAUUGGACAUGUUUAAUACUAGCUUGAGUGAAGAGUUUCCAAUGAUAAUCCAUCACUUGUCUGGAUGUGCUAGGUAUUCAUUGGAACGAUUAUAUCUAGGCAUGAAUCAAAUCAACGGCACACUACCCGACCUCUCAAUAUUCUCAUCUUUAAGAGAAUUAAAUCUUCAUGGAAACAAGCUAAAUGGAGAGAUUCCUAAAGAUAAUAAAUUUCCACCUCAACUGGAGCAACUAGAUCUGCAAUCAAAAUCCUUGAAGGGUGUGCUCACUGACUAUCAUUUCGCUAAUAUGUCUAAGUUGUACUUCUUGGAUUUAUCUGACAACUCUUUAUUGGCCUUGGCAUUUAGCCAAAAUUGGGUCCCACCAUUUCAGUUGAGCCACAUAGGAUUGCGAUCUUGCAAGCUAGGUCCAGUAUUUCCCAAAUGGUUGGAGACACAAAAUCAAUUUGGGGAUAUUGACAUUUCAAAUGCUGAAAUAGCAGAUAUGGUUCCAAAGUGGUUUUCGGCUAAUUUAGCAUUCCGAGAAUGGAUUUCAAUGAAUAUUUCAUACAAUAAUCUCCAUGGAGAAAUUCCAACUGGUACACAAUUACAGAGUUUCAAUGCCUCAUGUUAUGAAGAUAAUCUUGAUCUUUGUGGACCGCCACUAGAGAAAUUGUGUAUUGAUGGGAAGCCUGCACAGGAACCCAUUGUUAAAGUUCCUGAAGAUGAAAAUUUGCUUUUCACCCGUGAAUUUUACAUGAGUAUGGCAAUUGGAUUUGUUAUAAGCUUUUGGGGCGUUUUUGGUUCAAUCUUAAUAAAUCGUUCUUGGAGACAUGCUUAUUUCAAGUUCAUAAGCAAUUUCUCAAAUGCUAUUUAUGUCAUGGCAGCCGUUAAAGUUUUCAAGUGGCAUCAGAGAGGAUAG